Cryptomeria japonica (Japanese cedar) is the source of this 1212-nucleotide messenger RNA. RefSeq lists its product as uncharacterized. The record is from RefSeq and is a predicted model, not a curated record. The coding region runs from base 228 to 788 and encodes 186 amino acids. Lineage: Eukaryota; Viridiplantae; Streptophyta; Pinopsida; Cupressales; Cupressaceae. Gene Ontology annotation, biological process: regulation of transcription by RNA polymerase II; DNA repair; regulation of cyclin-dependent protein serine/threonine kinase activity. The transcript has 5 exons. Gene Ontology annotation, cellular component: transcription factor TFIIH holo complex.
UUAGAAAUAAAAAUAUUUGGUGUAAUGAACACAUCGCUAUCAAAGGAGAUUGGAGCCUGCAUCGUUUAAAAAUUAUGGGGUUUUAGGGGGAUUUUCCUUUCUUGCUUUGACGACAUAUAAAAAUGUUGAGAAACAUAAUGAUUGCGUGGAGAAUGUGAAAUAAGGAGUUUCUUGUGUUCUUCAUCGUCAAAUAACAAACCUUAUUCUGAAUCCACAAUUCCAACACAAUGGUGGUGGCUUCUGCAAGCAAUUUAUUUAGUAAAGAAGUCUCAAUUCGAAGGAGAAUCGCUAAUAUAUAUAAUAAGAGAGAAGAAGACUUCCUAUCACUAAGAGAGUAUAAUGACUAUCUGGAGGAGGUUGAGGACAUGACAUUUAAAUUGGUGGAGGGAACAGAUGUCCCGGCCAUUGAAGAUAAGAUUGCAAAGUAUCAGGAAGAAAAUGCUGAACAGAUAAUAAAUUCUCGAGCCCAAAGGGCCGAAGAAGUGGCAAGAUCUCUGAGGGAACAUCAAGAACAAGCUACAGCUAGUGGUCCAAAUGACUUGGGUCUACCACAACCUUCUCAGGCAACUGGAGUUGGACAGUAUAAUCCAAUGUUUAUGCAGCCAAGGCCAACGGGAGCUGGAGUACAACCAGUACCUAUAGGUGGCAAUAAUGCACAUGGCAUGCCAGAGGAUGAAGCAACUCAAAGACAACGGGCUGAAAGAGCGGCAAGAGCAGGAGGGUGGAGUUUUGAAAUAUGUAGAAAGAGGGCAUUUGAAGAAGCUUUCAGUAGCUUAUGGAUUUCCUAAGUUUCUUUCAUUGUCCAAUCAUGAUUUUGCAUUGCAACUUAUCAAGCCAGGUGCUCAGCUGUUACUGUGGCAUCUAAGAACAUGACAAUGCAAGUUGUAGAAAAACAGGAAGACAUCAUGAUGCCCGAGUGCCUGCAUUAUAAUCUUUGACCAGCAUGUAUAGGAGCAGGUACUUUGUUGUAUGGAGGACAGCUGUCAGAGAGAAGUAAUAGAGUUUUCCCUGAUUCUAAGUGAGAAGCUUCUUUGUAUCUUAGGCACAUUGUUGACGACAUUUACCUUUUUGAUCAAGGAACUUAUCUUGCUUAUCAUUUUCCAUGUCUACGGGUUAAGGCCACAAUUAGAUCGACAUCUGAUUCAAUUUGAUAUCUAUAUAUAUUAUGUAUCAUAUUUUAGAAAAUUCUAAAAUGGUUAAUUACUUCUUACA